UCUAUAUCUAUAUUCUCCUGUAUUCUAUAUUCUAUAUAUAUGGAAUCACUUUUUGCGUAACUCUUGUGGUUUCCCACAGAGUGCGAAUAAUAUAGGCAGCUACUAGCUACACGAGAUAGAGUGUAACUAAGAGUAAGAGAUGACAACCAAGUUUGAAGUCAAGAUGCACCCUCAGCCGCAUCGCAUUGCUGUCGUGAUAUUUGGCCGUUAUCCUCAGCCAGGUCGCAGUAAAACCCGACUGACGCCCCUAUUGGGAGAGGCCGGUGCUGCUAAAGCUCAGCUAGUGAUGACUAACCAGUUGCUAGAGAAACUUCUCCCAAUGCAGACCCAGGCGAAGCCUAUGGAAGGAUACCAAUGCGAGUUUGCAGUAGAAAUGCAUUACUCGUCUGGCAGCAGAAAAGGCAUGGCCAACUGGCUUGCGGCUUAUAAACAUCGGUAUCCGGGUUUUUCAUGGAGAGUGCAGGAGGGGAGUGACUUGGGUGACAGGAUGCAGAAAUCAUUCUGGACUAUGUUCAAGCAUGGGUUCACAAUUGUGAUAAUAAUUGGCAGUGACAUUCCAGGGCUCAAUCUCAUUCAUAUCAACGAUGCCGUCGAGAAAUUAUUGCCAGGAAACACGAAUAUGGUUGUUGGGCCGGCAAAAGAUGGCGGAUACUACUUAGUGGGCUUGCACAGAUCUGCCAUCCCUCAGCUAGAUUCGGCAUUUAAAGGCAUUGACUGGGGCUCAGAAUACGUAUACAAUCAGCAGAUGCAGUUGGCUCGCUCCGUUGGAUUAAAAGUGAAACCGUUGACAACAGUGUUAGAAGAUGUGGAUGUGCCGUCAGACAUGGCAGUGUUUGAGCGAUACACCCAUGUUAGUCCAAAGCAGCUCGUCAGCCCUACGUGGACGAUAGUUGUACCCAUGCGAAAUGAAGUUCAUCACGUCAAAGCUGUCGUGCAAAACGUCGUGAAGAAUGCUCGAUGCCUUUCCAAUAUCACGCUAGUGUUUAGUGAUGAUGGGAGCACAGAUGGCAGCACCGUGCAGGUAGAAAAGAUGCAGCAGCUUUAUGGAUGCCAGCUCACAAUAAAACUGGUCACUUCUGAAGCGAGGCGCGGGCGUGGACCGGUGCUGAACGCCGGCGCGGCGGACGCCGACACGGACUGCCUCUUGUUUCUGCACUGCGACUCGCGGCUGCCGCGUCACUUCGACGAUCACGCGCGCGACGCGCUCUCCGUCCCCGGCGCCGCCGCCGGCGCUUUCCUGUUUGCGACGGACUCCGUGCAUGACCCCGAAGCAAGGUCAAAGGUCACGUCCUUGUUCGCGUGGAGCAUGCGGGUCUUGGAGUGGGGCGCCAACGUCAGGUCCAAGUACUUCGAGAUGCCGUAUGGAGAUCAGGGACUCUUCAUGAGCAGGCGCGUGUUCGAGCGCGUCGCCGGCUUCCCUCCUGUUCCUCUCAUGGAAGACGUUGCUUUAGUCUCUCGUGUCAAACGACUUGGACACAUGCAGCUGGCAAGCUGCGACCCGUGCGUGUCCUCUAGUAGACGCUGGCUAACCCAUGGAGUGCUGAAGGUUACACUGUUGAGUCAGUUUAUCCUGGCAGCUUACAUGGUGGGGGUUGAUCCCAGGAGACUAGCACAGUGGUAUUAUGGUGACAAGGCCCUUCUUGGAUGAGCAGGAAAGACAGGUGCGGCCUCAGCCCCCAAACCUGUGUGGCGGCCUCAGCCCCCAAACCUGCGUGGCUGCCUCAGCCCCCAAACCUGCGUGGCUGCCUCAGCCCCCAAACCUGCGUGGCUGCCUCAGCCCCCAAACCUGCGUGGCUGCAGAACAAGGUAAUAUAUCUGCCGGGUUUGGCUUGGUUUUGAUUUGGAUUGAUUUGGAUUGAUUUGGUUUUGAUUUUGAUUUGGAUUGGUUUGGAUUGAGAAUGCAUUUCUGACAUACAGGCUGAUGCAAAAGCUUCAGACUACUGUAGUGUCCCCUGGUGUUCAAAUUUUUUAUGAACGAGAUUACUUGUUGUGAAUUCCACUGUUGGUGUUAAUGGACCAAAAAUUAGCGUAGAGGUCAUGUUUAACUGUGAGAUGUUAUCCGAUGAGAUAUGUGUAAGCAGAUGUUUCUAUGUUCAUUUUGUCCUGUUAAGGAUAAGAAUUUCACUCUGCUAAAACCGUGUUUGUGUAAUGCCGCAUUUACUCUGUGAUUUAUAUCAUGUUUUUGUACGUAGGAAUAGAAUUUCUGUGUGCACACUGCAGCCAGUUGUGUUUAAAACAAUAGCUGGUGGUGUCAGUCAUUUGGUGGUUUUGUAAUGGCAUUAGGAUGAGGAAAACGUAGAAAACCCCUGAAGAGAGAAAGCGCAAUCAAUGCAAUUUUAAUUGAUGUAAUAUAUUGGGAUACUACACGCAAAUUGCUACAUCAUGGCAACCAUGGUAAUUCCUACCAUAUUAUUCUAGAAUAACCUUGUUGUGCAAUUCCCAGGAAGCACGCAGAUAUAUAUACAGGUUAAAUCAAGUGAAUACUAAUUAUUCAUGAUAAUGAUGAAAUUAAUUCUCUACUACUUCUACUUUUUUUUUCACAUUACUUAUUUCUAUUUUCUUACUUACUUACUUACUUACUUAUUUUAUUUUCAAAUUUAUUUACUUGUUACUCUGCCGAUACCUGGUUUAAUGAAUGAUGAGCUAGUCACAUUACUGCAUUACAGAAAUAUGUUAUAAUGUUAAUAGCAUGAGCCUAUGUAUGCUAUAAGUAUACAUAAAUUAAUGGCAAUAGGCAGAAGACGUUUGUAUGAUCAUACUAGAGUAGUUUACUACAUUUCAGGGAAUUCCCAGAGCUGUGAAAUAAUACUCUAUGCAAAUAUAUUGAGUAUUUACACAUAUAAUUCGUAUAUGUAAAUUGUCUGGACAGCUGACUAACCUUGUCACGAGUGAAAUCCGGGUGAAAUGUGUGUUCGUAUAGAUGUUAGGCUAACGCUCCAUUCAUCAUCAUCAUCGUUACUCAUUAGAGGCUUAACCUCACGAGUCCGGGGAAUCCGAUCACCCGUAGUGGUCGCGAAUCCACCGUUUGAAUCUCAAACGUUCUCGCAUCAUUCUAAGGAGUUGUCCUUUGUCCAUUCCCAAUACUCGCUCAAUUCUCAGCCAUUAAUGAGGAAAUAAUUAGGAGUGUUCCCAACUUUGAUAUCAUUAAUGAUUAAUGAUUGAUAAUCCUAACCCUAACCCUGGGAUUAAAGUUGGGAACACUCCUAAUGGAGUAUCACCCAGAUGUUACACUGUAAUUUUGUUUAGUAUCUUAUUAUUUACACAAGCCCAAAAAAACAACUGUUAUUAGAUUUGUUAGGGUGAGCGACAGGUUUUGAUAGAAUGUUUUACAAUGGUUUCCUUUUUGUCACGUGUAUCUUGAAUAAAGAAUCAAAACCAGGAUGAUGAUAGUAUUGAUACACAAUGGCACUUGCUUGCUUCUGCAAUGGACGUUUAUCCAAAUAGCUUAUUGUGAAUCUGUGGUGAGAAGUAAAAUGUGAUAUUAUACAAUACAGCAAGUAAAAGCUAUUACUGAGUGUAUAAGCCUGUAAUAUGAAUAAAACAAGAGCGUAUUAAGAAGGUAAUUAAUAUACCUUCUUAAUACGCUCUUGAAUAAAACUCACUUCCAUAUUCAAA
Priapulus caudatus is the source of this 3615-nucleotide messenger RNA. RefSeq lists its product as uncharacterized. NCBI's taxonomy places the organism in Eukaryota, Metazoa, Priapulida, Priapulimorpha, Priapulimorphida, Priapulidae. The transcript has 11 exons. The record is from RefSeq and is a predicted model, not a curated record. The coding region runs from base 140 to 1648 and encodes 502 amino acids.